Messenger RNA from Suillus paluster, 1032 nucleotides. Its product is annotated as translation initiation factor eIF 4e-like domain-containing protein. The transcript is spliced from 12 exons. Lineage: Eukaryota; Fungi; Basidiomycota; Agaricomycetes; Boletales; Suillaceae. The record is from RefSeq and is a predicted model, not a curated record. Bases 1 to 1032 code for a protein of 343 amino acids.
AUGGGUAGAGAAUCAGACGAUGCAAUCCCUCAAGAAUAUCCAUACCUUUGGUCCAAGGAGUCAAGCAUAGCUUUACCAGACUUUUUGACGAAGUAUAAACCAUCCAUGGUCCAGAACGACGGCACAAAACCGUGGAUAUGGGUUGAGGGAACCAAACCAAGCCCGGAUACACCUAGUGCAGCAGCUGCCAUCAGCGAAGCUGCAGCACUGCUGAAGGAAGUGUCGCAGAGAGUUGAAGACAUUAAGAAUGAUGAUUCAAUCCCUAUGCGCUCCAGCAAAAAGACAGGAGCGAAGAGCAAGAAGGAAGUUCGUGAGAAGGUACAAGCAGAUGCUACCGAGAAACUGAAGGAAAUAUCCAUCAAGCACAACUAUGUUUGCGGAAAGUGGUUGAUAUUCGCUUCUGCAGACAAAGUGGACGCAAUAUGGUCCAAAAUUGCUACAUCUCUUGCCUCUGGCGUUCUUGCGUCGACCUGCGCAUUUCUGACGAAAGUAGCCACAUCACCAGCGAACGAGACACCAAAUCAUCAACACGUCAUCUGUCUCUAUGUUCCAGAUGUUUGCGACAAAGCUGCUGUCACGGAUGUAAUGAAAGUUCUCUUGAGAUACCACGGCGUCAAUCUCAGUGGCGUAAAAUCGGAUCUAUACACAGGAUUAGGUCUCGAUAGCAAACACUCAAGCGGAAUUCCAUCAACAGUUUGGAAAAAUACUGCACUGCUCGCAGAUUCUGAGAUCAAGGACCUCAAAGAUGCCUAUUUCUCGGAGCUGAAUGUUGCUUCAACUCCUGCAGCGAAAUCGGAAGAAAAGAAAGGGAAGUCUCUCGCCGAUACAAAGAAAAAACCCAUUCCCAAGAAGAAAGUCCAAGAAGACGAUCCCUUCGCAUCUGAGGAUGAGGCUGAUGCUCAAGAAGCGGAACGGAAGCAAAAUGUUCAAGCAAAGACGAAAUCGGCAAAGAGAUCCCAAUCAAGCGUUAUGGAUGCGGACGCAGACGAGAGUGACAAGCCGAAAACGAAGAAGAAGAAGAGUACACGGUGA